AUGAAAGCAUCGCCAAUCCAUCAACUUUUAUUACUCUCAUUUACAAUUUUAUCAAUAGUUUUUUCAGUCACGACCGCGGCAAAGGUAGAAUUCGCAUAUGUUGGGGAGAAAGGACCUGCGUUUUGGCAUCAACUAGAAGGCUCUUCUUCAUUAUGUCUGGAAGGCCUUCAUCAAUCUCCCAUUGACAUUAUCCCAACCGAUUAUUCUAAAUCACAAAUCCAUCCUCCGUCUGAUGUUCGAGUUAAAGAUGUUGAGGAGGCAGAAUUAGCUCAUAUU
Racocetra persica is the source of this 276-nucleotide messenger RNA. The record is from the annotation of a GenBank genome assembly. Lineage: Eukaryota; Fungi; Glomeromycota; Glomeromycetes; Diversisporales; Gigasporaceae.